Molecule: messenger RNA, 927 nt
Organism: Dipodomys ordii (Ord's kangaroo rat)
Lineage: Eukaryota; Metazoa; Chordata; Mammalia; Rodentia; Heteromyidae
Gene: Tas2r41
Product: taste receptor type 2 member 41
Exons: 1
Coding region: 1-927 (308 amino acids)
Biological process (GO): detection of chemical stimulus involved in sensory perception of bitter taste; sensory perception of taste; G protein-coupled receptor signaling pathway
Cellular component (GO): membrane
Molecular function (GO): G protein-coupled receptor activity
Source: RefSeq, a predicted model, not a curated record
AUGCAGUCACCACUGACCAUCUUCUUCAUGCUGGUCUUUGUCCUGCUGUGUUUCCUGGGGAUCCUAGCCAACAGCUUCAUCAUGCUGACGCUGAGCAGGGAGUGGCUGAGAUGUGGCCGGCUGAUGCCGUGGGACACCAUCCUCCUUGGCUUGAGCGGCUCUCGCUUCUGCCAGCAAUGUGUCGGGCUGGUGAACAGCUUUUUCUUCUUCCUCUACCUGGUGGAGUACUCCAGGAGUGCUGCCCGCCAGCUGGUUGGCCUCUACUUGGAUUUCUUCAACUCCACCACCUUCUGGUUUGGUACUUGGCUCAGUGUGGUGUUCUGCAUCAAAGUUGCUAACUUCUCCCACCCUGUUUUCCUCUGGUUGAAGUGGCGACUUCCAGGAUUGGUGCCUCGGCUCCUGCUGGGCUCCCUCCUGAUCUCCUUCAUCAUCACCUUGCUCUUCUUUUGGGGCAACCACAUGGUGUAUCAAGCACUUUUGAUGGCCAAUUUCUCUGGGGACAUGGACUUUAAUGAGUGGAACAAAGGGCUGGAAAACCACUAUUUCAUGCCUCUGAAGCUCACCACGUUGGUGAUUCCUUGCUUUCUUUUUCUGGUCUCAAUUUUGUUGUUGAUCAUCUCUCUUAGGCGGCACACCCAGAGAAUGCAACACAAUGCCUACAGCCUACAGGAGCCCGGUGUCCAGCCUCAGAACAGGGCUCUGUACUCACUCAUCUCCUUCCUUAUUCUUUAUGCGCUAGCAUUCAUGUCCCUGGUCACUGAUGCCAUCGUCUUUGUCUCCUCUGAGAGCGAGUGGUACUGGCUGUGGCAAAGUGUACUCUACCUGUGCGUGUCUGUCCACCCUUAUGUCGUCAUCACCACCAAUCUUAAGUUUCGAGGCAGGCUCAGGCAGCUCCUCUUGCUGGCCAGGGGUUUCUGGGUGACCUAG